AUGCUGUUGUAAAAUGUGAGUGAAUGUGAAAGUGUACUAAUAAUUGCAUUAUGCAAUGUGAUGACUGUUUUCCAGUGAAUGAAAUAGUCACUUAACUCCAAAAUCACCAUCGCAUUAUUACAUUAUUGAUACAUGUUUACAAUUUACGUAUCUUUUGUUCCAUAAAUUGAAAUGAAAUAAUUGUGAUUCACCAAUCAUUUGUUUUAUAAAUUGAAAUGAAAUUACACUAUUCUUUUCACAGCAUAUUGUCCGAAAUACAAAACACCCGAAACAUGCAAAAAUGCAGCAACAAUGAAUGAAAAAUGCUUCUGGUGUGGAAAGGUUAACAAAUGCAUUGAAAGUAACGAUCACGAAACUCAUGACUUAAAAGUUAAUGAUUGCCGUGUCGAGAAGAUCUCCGAGGUUAAUGAAUUGAGUACACCAACACCCACUAUUUUAAUUGAAAGCACUUUGAUGAGCUCCGAAGUUCAGUUAACUGAAAACCUCAAUGAAACUACCGAGGGAGGCGAUCAACACUCGAAUGUCACAGUUGAAAUAGGCAGAGUGGAAAGUCAGAGCAAAUCAUCUGUCUACUUAUAUAUCGUGAUACCAUUAUUCGUAUCAUUAUUUAUUGUGUGUAUCUGUGGUAUUGUUUGGAGAUACUUCUAUUUAAAAAGAAGAAGCAAUGAAUGAUUCAUAGAAGCAUCUCAUAACUCAUUUGAAAUAUUCUGACACGGUUUUUUCUAUUUGCUGUUUCAUUUGUAAACCUUAGAUUUCAUUAUUCGUUUCUAUAAUUUGUUGAAUUUCUUCAUGGAAUUCUGAUAGUUGAUUAUGUGAUAACCGAUGCACUUUUAUUGAUUAAAUAAUGAACUCAGUUUUUAUGAAUUA
Molecule: messenger RNA, 867 nt
Organism: Schistosoma curassoni
Lineage: Eukaryota; Metazoa; Platyhelminthes; Trematoda; Strigeidida; Schistosomatidae
Source: the annotation of a GenBank genome assembly